Cataglyphis hispanica is the source of this 1218-nucleotide messenger RNA. RefSeq names its product elongin-C (gene EloC). Bases 207 to 644 code for a protein of 145 amino acids. The record is from RefSeq and is a predicted model, not a curated record. Gene Ontology annotation, molecular function: protein-macromolecule adaptor activity. Gene Ontology annotation, biological process: ubiquitin-dependent protein catabolic process. NCBI's taxonomy places the organism in Eukaryota, Metazoa, Arthropoda, Insecta, Hymenoptera, Formicidae. Gene Ontology annotation, cellular component: elongin complex. The transcript has 5 exons.
GUCCAUUCGAAAAUGACAUAUACAAUCAACCUAAGACUCUUACUAUAGGGACUCUAAUUCGGGGUUUGCCUUUGUCCAUUAUUCUAAGUCAUUCUUACCGACCGAAUCUUUAUUGUGAUAUUGCCUCCCUCUAAGACGAAAAUCCAUAUAAAAGAAAGAAAAAACUUUAUUACGUGUGAGAAGAAUAUUUGCACACGACUACAAACAUGUCAACCGAUGUGAAUAUGCAGGCUGAAAAGUCCAAUGGAGAAGCAAGUGUCGAUAAAACCGAAGAAGAAGAGGGCAGAUCAUCUAAAGACCUGCAUGUGCAAGAAGUUGGUCCUAUUUAUGGAGGUUGUGAAGGCCCAAAUGCUAUGUAUGUGAAACUGGUCAGUAGUGAUGGACAUGAGUUUAUUGUUAAAAGAGAACAUGCAUUAACAAGUGGUACCAUCAAAGCUAUGUUAAGUGGUCCUGGACAGUUUGCAGAGAAUGAAGCUAAUGAAGUUAAUUUUCGAGAAAUCCCGUCUCAUGUGUUGCAAAAAGUCUGUAUGUAUUUUACUUACAAAGUGCGCUACACGAAUAGCAGUACAGAAAUACCAGAAUUUCCCAUUGCACCCGAAAUCGCUCUAGAAUUAUUAAUGGCUGGUAAUUUCUUAGACUGUUAAACAUCAUUUGUAUUGGUCUAUUUUAGUAAUUAAAUUACAAAAACAAUGCAGCUUUAUUAUGAUCAUAUGAAUGUGUUUACAUAUUGUGAUACUUUGGAAGUUCAUUUUGGAGCAUAAUAAUUGAGCAUAUCGAACUCUUGUACUAGUAGUGACAUAGACAUUUUAAUGCUACAAGACAAUGCAAUCUUGAAAUCUUACAUUUAUAUAUUCUGAAUAUUUCACUUGUAUGCUGUUUGUUAAUUUAUAGUCAAAGUAAUAUUGUAAUGUGUGUAUGUGUGUGUGUGUGUACUACACAUACACAUAUGAUAAUUACUGAUAAUGGAUUUUCCACACGCAUUUUCCGCGCAUACAUGUGUGUGUAUAUGUAUAUAUAACUUAUACGCAUCAUUUCAGUAAAAUUACCAAUAGCAUUAGAAACAAAUUAAUAUUAUGUAUUAAAUCAUUAACCCUAUAAUUGUUAUAUUUUAUAUUAUGCUACAUCAAAUGUAUGAGUGUGUGUGUGCGCGGGCGCGUAUAUAUAUAUAUAUAAAACAUAACUAUAUUUCUUUUUUCAAAUAUAAAUAUUUAUUCUUAA